This is a messenger RNA of Saxophila tyrrhenica, 966 nucleotides long. RefSeq lists its product as uncharacterized. NCBI's taxonomy places the organism in Eukaryota, Fungi, Ascomycota, Dothideomycetes, Mycosphaerellales, Extremaceae. Bases 1 to 966 code for a protein of 321 amino acids. The record is from RefSeq and is a predicted model, not a curated record. The transcript has a single exon.
AUGUCAACUUCGUCCCGAACUUCAGAGACUGUCAAAGCUACGGAUGGAGCAGAGCGAGGCUCAGAGUACCUCCAAGGUGACUUCUGGGCUGCUUUUCGGCUAGAAGAGCCUGACAACGCGGAUGACAACGACGGAGCCCGUCAGCGAGAUCCUGAGACUACGUUACAGGAGACGUUCGUGCCCGAGAUGCAGCAGAUCAGUGCUACCAGUCCGUUGGUCUUCCCGAUAUUGGGCCUCGAAAGCCACAGCACCACACCAAGAACGGCUUUCCAUCAAUCCUCUGAGCUUGAAACGGACGACUACUUCCAAAUGGCACUCAGAGAGAUGGAACGUCUUACAGCGUCCGAUGCCGAACAGUCUGUCAUGGGUAUCCAAAAUACCGCUUCAGCACUGCCUCGAAAACAUACAAGGAGUCACCAGGACACGUACAGGCCACCGUCGAGAUACAGUCAAAUGGGCCUUUUUAGACCAGCACCGUCUGUCCUCGGACCUAAGCCACGACCUGUACUACCCUCACUUUCAUCCGCACCGGCCGUCCCAUCAUGGCGAAGACGAGCUGCGACCGCAUUACAACCCUCUCAUCGGGGCACGCUCACCGUAACGAACAAUUUGGGCCAACAGGGCACAGACAUCCAACAGCCUCUGACCUCCGGCCUGCUGGAUGAUCUAGUCGAUUCUGCAUGGUCGGAACCUUCCACACCCAUCACGCCCAUCGACACGGACAUAGCAGAUGAAGCAAACAUUGUUGACUUCGAAAGCUCGUUUACGCCCGACAGAAGCAGGCGGGGCAACUUCAGUGGUCAUCGAGAUUCACGCCGCUUGGAAGCCUCCCAUGAUGAUGCGGCGAAAUGUAUUCCAGUGACGACGGUGCAGCCGAAAGCUAAUGAGCUCAGGAGUUGUUUGAAGAAGCCGAAGCCCGGGGGUGCUGCCUCAGCGAGGGACCAGCUGUAUGAUUCCUGGAUAUGA